AUGCCGCUCGCGACAUGGGAUCGGUGGCCCCCGUGGACCUCGCUGCUGUCGCUGUACGCGCAUUUCGGGGUCUGCCACUUCCUCGCACGAGUUCUCGCCGGCCUCUGCGGCCGCUGGAGGAUGAUGAAGCGCAUGCUGCGGGAGGUGCCAGCCAUCCGCGGCACCGUGCAUCCCCUGCUCGGGGUCCUGCCGGAGUUCAUCAAAAACAGGUAUCGCCUCCACCACUGGCGGGACGAGGCGACCCGGGGCUUCCCGGUCUCGAAGAUCUUGGGGCCCGUGUGGGACCCCGCGAUCGUGUUGGUGUUCGUGCGGGACCCGGUCUGCUUGCGCCACGUGCUGAAGGACGCCUUUGACAAGUACACGAAGGCGGACACAAGGAAGAAAGACUUUCCGCUUUCGCUGCUGGCCAAAUGGAUAGGCCCGGGCAUCUUCACCACACAGCAUGGGCCGGGCGCCGCCGACAAGGGAGCCUUAUGGCUGCAUCAGCGAAAGAUCGCCGCCAGCAUUUUCACAAGGUCCAACUUCAAUGACAACAUGUGUGUGGUCUUCGCGAGCAAAGCCAAAGAACUGUGCGCGGUCCUUGAGGCUGGAAAGCCCACAGAUAUGCAGAAACAUUUCUUCAGCUUCACGAUGGACAGCAUCAUGAAGAUCUUGUUCGGCGAGGAGUCGCACACCCUCGGUGGCGAACAAAGCGUAGUCGGGACCGCAUACGACAACGCCCACAGAGCACUGCUAGGCUACAUGGAGCAAGCGCGGGCUUCGAUGUCGCUGCUGCAGUUCUUGCCGUGGCCGUUUGGUGGUGUCCAGGGCAUCGCGGCCUGGCUCAGAGGGCGCUUCAGCCCCUUGAACAGGAGUUUCGAGGCCGAUGUCGCGAUCCUCCGAGUCCACCAGCAUCAUAGACCGAUGCUACGACGACCCCGCGAAGGGGGAGCGCAAGGACCUGCUGGCGCUCACCCUGCGCGCGCUGGAGCAGGAGAAGCUGCCGAGGAGCGACGCGACGCGGGUCCUCCAUGGCAUGGUCGGUAA
This is a messenger RNA of Prorocentrum cordatum, 1026 nucleotides long. The record is from the annotation of a GenBank genome assembly. Lineage: Eukaryota; Dinophyceae; Prorocentrales; Prorocentraceae.